UCUCUUUCUCUAUAAAGCGCUUUGGUUUUUCCUCCACAAGCUCUACGAUGUCGGAAUGAGGACACAGGUUGAGCCAAACAUAAUGCUGAGGUGAUCUCCUACAAGUACUAAGGAGAGACUGCAGCAUCUUUUUUGUUUUUGUUUUUGCACUCCAUCAUUCGCUGUAUUGUUGUCCGGACACCUCUAAAAACAACACUAUUUCUUCGCCUGCCGGCUUUGUCACAUGAUAUUAUUGCUGGGUCGACUUUGAAGUUGCUGCCAUUACUUGUCUGCUUCUUCUUAUAAAUAUCUCUUUCUCUCUCUUUCUGUGUAGAACUAGAACCAGGGGGAAAAAAAAAGAAAAAUGCCUUCAUUGUGUGAUGCUUUUAGGAGUAUUCCCAUGAGGUUCAAGAUGGAGCCUGAUAUAAAUCUAAUGAAAGAGGUCCCUGAAUUGUAUGUGUGGCCUCAAGAAGACCAACUUGGUGUGGAGGCCCAGAGCUAUGGUGAUGGUGAUGGUGAUUGUGGGACCCCUGUUAUAGAUUUGCAGGGUGAAUUCGGGUGCGUGGUGGAGCAAGUGAGAGUUGCUUGUGAGAAGUGCGCUGUGUUUCAGAUUGUUAAUCAUGGAGUGGAGAAGGAAUUGGUGGACAGACUUAACAAGCAAAGCCACCGCUUGUUCUCGCUUCCCCUGGACCAAAAGAUGUUGGCCCGAAGAUCUCCAGAUGGAACCACUGGCUAUGGCGUCGUUCGAAUUGCUAACUUUUUCACCAAGCUCAUGUGGUCCGAAGGCUUUACUUGGGUCGGCUCUCCUUCCCACCACGCUAAACUCCUUUGGCCCCAUGAUUAUCAGGGCUUUUGUGACGCGGUGGAGGAGUACGAAAAGGCAAUGAAAAAGCUCGCAAGGAAGCUGUUCUCAGUCAUACUGCAAAGUCUUGGAAUAAAAGGAAGGCACUAUGCAAGGUGGUGCGAGGAUGAAGAAGGAUGUGCAGGAGCAUUACAGAUGAACCAUUAUCCUUCCAGUCCCUGCCCAUCUCAGACAAUGGGCAUGGCGCCACACACAGACUCUGCCCUUUUAACCAUCCUCUACCAGGGCGGCGUUGAAGGCCUUCAGGUCAAGCGCUCUGAUGGCGCUUGGAUGCUUGUCCCUGCUCUCCCCGAUGCAUUUGUUGUUAACAUUGGUGACCUUCUUCAGGUUAUAAGCAACGGGAGAUACAAGAGCGUUGUUCACCGGGUAGUAAACAAUAGGAGGGAUCGGUUUUCGUCGGCAUAUAUUUGGGGGCCUCCAUUAAAUGCAGUGAUAGAGCCUGCAGCAGAGGUGGUGGAUUCAAAACAUCCUCGGCUGUACAGAUCGCUUACAUGGCAUGAAUAUCUGGUAGCCCGAGCCAAACAUUUCAGCACAGCUCUUCAAUUAUUCACCACAACUCCAGUAGAAAACCUGACAUGAUGUUGUUCUUUCUUCUUUUGGAGCUUCCCUUUGGAAUGUGUAAAAAGAUAAGUUUACCUCACGGGAAGGACCCCUCAGUAGAUUACAAGGCUUUUUUUUGUCGCCAACAACGCAUUUGUCUUUUGCGUCCUUAUGGCUCGUGUUAAUUAGUCAAAGCAUUGUAUAUUGUUGCUAUGCGACACUUACGGUACAAAUUUUGCGAGGAUCUUGUGAUGUUGCUCUUCUUUGUCUUUUACUUAGAAGUUAGAGAGCAAACAAGUGAGGGAGGCAAUGGCUAAUGUACUUUUGACAAAUCUUUUGGAGGUCACCAUCAUCUAUUAUGGUAUAUAUUCUUCUCUCA
Messenger RNA from Cryptomeria japonica (Japanese cedar), 1760 nucleotides. Its product is annotated as gibberellin 3-beta-dioxygenase 1. The transcript has 3 exons. The record is from RefSeq and is a predicted model, not a curated record. Gene Ontology annotation, biological process: gibberellin biosynthetic process; response to light stimulus. NCBI's taxonomy places the organism in Eukaryota, Viridiplantae, Streptophyta, Pinopsida, Cupressales, Cupressaceae. Bases 344 to 1420 code for a protein of 358 amino acids. Gene Ontology annotation, molecular function: gibberellin 3-beta-dioxygenase activity.